CCUUUACCAAGUCCAGAAAUUCAAUAUUUGCUUCAUACACUUCUAGCUAAAAGUAUUGGUCAUCCGAUCAGCCCUCUUUGGCAAGCAUUUUUUCCAGUUCCAACUAACAAAAAACCCAAAGCAAGUUGCAUUUUUUGCAAACUUGAUAAACCCAUAUCAGAUACUGCGGCCCAACAAAAAAUAGCAAUGAAUCUGACUAUUAUACAAGAUCAACAAUUGAGUAUUUUAUCAGAAGAAUUAAUUACACCUUCUAUAUCAACUUCAAAUAAUUUAAUUGUUUCUACUAAAGCAAACAAUAAUUAUUUUACACACUUACUAAUUGAUGCAUAUGAAUCUAAUAAGUUAUUAUUAGAGAGUAUAAUAGAAGGUGGCAUACCUCUUUUAUUUGUAGAUUUAAAAAAAUUUAAACAAUUUGUUUACUCAAUUAAUACAAAUUAUCAUGUCCUAGCGAGAAGACACCUUUCAAAUAAUAUUCUUAAUAACGUUUACAAAAAGACAAAUCUUCGUCAAGAUUAUAUUAUAAACUUUAUGGCUAUUGGUAAAAAUCGAAGAGUUGAACUUGUUAGAAUUAAAGAUACUUUUGGGAAAAGUCAAACCUCAAUCAUUAUUUUUAAAGAUUUAGAAGAUACUUUAAUAUGA
Racocetra persica is the source of this 639-nucleotide messenger RNA. The record is from the annotation of a GenBank genome assembly. Lineage: Eukaryota; Fungi; Glomeromycota; Glomeromycetes; Diversisporales; Gigasporaceae.